CUGUCCUUAGCCUCCAGAAGCUUUAUAGUAAUAGGCUGAAAUUUCUGUGGCAUCAAAUUAUCCUAAAAUGUUUCCUACGGGAAGGGGACUGCCAGUAAAAUAUGAUUGUCAGGUCCCAAGGUUCGCCUCAACCCUUCAAAUUCUCAUCCCGUGUGUGAGUGUGUGUGUGUGUGUGUGUGUGUGUUGGCUGACUAGUAGUGAUCCCAAUCGGCUCACAGAUAGCGGCGCUCCUUUCAGCGCCACAGCGCGGGCAGCUGAGGCUCUGUGUGUGGGAGGGACUAACGGAGAUCUCCUCUCAGUGCAGUCUGCCUUCACAGUAUCGAGCAGGGCGAGAAUAUAUUCAAAGCAUAUUCACUGAUAAGCCUUUUUCAUCAGUCCCAGUUGUGCACCCUCGUCCGCUGCAGUGUCUAUGAAGGGGUGGAAGGGAUGCUGAAAUAACGCGGGAUGCUGUGGAGUGGCAACAUCGUGGGUGGAAGGCUCAGAGUGAACCAGCUGGUGGUGGAACACGAAUGGCUUCUCCAGAGUUGCUUCCCGCAGAUGGGGGAGGCAAACAGCCCGAUCAUCCCGACGUCCUUGACCGGGUUGCCAGCGCGCUGCAUAUCCGCAAAUCAGGCGAAUCAACAGGAGGAGUCCUCCCCGGGGAGGGCUUCUGUAACCAGGCACGCAGCUGCCAUGGCCGGUGUCAUUCAGCACCAAGGACGGCGCCGCGCAAGGCAGGCGCGGAGGUUAAACUCGGUCACCUCGGGGAGGAGAAAGUCCGGGUGUGCUGCGACGAGGAAUUAGAGACUUCUUUCACAUAUAUUGAUGAGAAUGUCAACUUGCGACUGGCCAGCCCGGAGACUAGUUGUAAAAGUACUCACAGACCCAUGCGUAACUGCGAGCCUUGCUCCGAGACUUUACCGGAGCUUUCCUUCAUGUCUGAGGAUGAUCUCUCCUUCGGGGAGGGCUCUGGCACGUCUAUAGACUACGGGUUUAUCAGUGCAGUCACGUUCUUAGUGACUGGGAUCUCUUUGGUGAUCAUCUCCUACGCCGUGCCUCGGAACGUGCAGGUGGACCGCGACAGCGUGUCGGCGAGGGAGAUGGAGCGUCUGGAGAUGGAGAGCGCCCGGAUAGGUGCCCAUCUGGAUCGGUGCGUCAUAGCGGGACUGUGCCUGCUGACGCUGGGCGGCGUGGUGCUCUCCACGCUGCUGAUGAUCUCCAUGUGGAAGGGGGAGAUGUACAGGAGAAAGGUCAUCGCUUAUUCCAAGCGUUCAGCCAAACAGUAUGGCUCCAUCAGCUUGAAAACUAGAUCCAGUCCCAGCCACUCUUCUGUGCACUUGUCCCUGGACGAGGAAAUAGAGGAAUCCUUGACUUAAAAUACUACUCAACAUAAAAGCAUUUUGUGUAGAACUGACGAAUUAAUGCCAUUCACACACAUUCUCUAACACACUGUAGCUUAAAACUGUAUUUAUACAUUCAAAGUGUAAUUCUGCACUAUUUUUCUGCAGUAGAAAUAGCUUGAAUACCAUAUUGUAUAUCCUCAUGACAACCAGAAGGGACAAGAAAAGCACUCAAAGUGAUGAAUGGCCUGAAAUAAAUUAUGUGGUAUAAAAUUUGUUCAAAAAGAUUUUAAAUGAACCGUGAAAGGAAAUGGUAGGAAUGUUAAGAGCUUUGUGUCACAAACGGUGGAUCUUUUUGUACCCAGGAUGCAAUCUCUGAGAGCUUCCAUUUAUUAUUAAGGCUAUUCAUAUUUAAUGUGAAUGUUUCCAAGAGCAAAAUUGUGCAGAGACACAUUUCAGGAAGUAAGAGAAGUGUGUAUCCCCAGGGCAGGUGAGUGGGAGUGAGGAGGGAUGUGGAGAUGUCCCUGUCCACUGUGAUGUGAGAGAAUCAGCUCAGUGGUCCACAUGGUAAUAUCCUGUGACAGUCCCUCUCUGGUGCAGUGCUGAGGUAAGCCAGUAAAGCCCAGCUUCAUGCAUCUGAGCCAAAGCUCCACGUCGGUUUGGUUGUAGUGAGCAAUUUGACUGCAGUCGACGGCGCUGACUCUGUACACCCUCCUCUGCUCGCACUUGAUCCUCUCUGCACUUCUUCACUUCUUUUUUCCCUCACCCUCUAGUUCUCCUGCCAGAGGAGACUUUUUAUUCUCCUACAGGUUUUGCAAUGCUCUCCUCACUGUAAUCACACUAUAAGCAUGUAGAAAGGGUCCAGAGUGACCACAGUCAAGUGCCUGUGACAUUUUAAGGUUGAUGAGCCUUUCCCUACUCUGCUCCUUUCAUUUUCUCUUUCCCUCUGCGUGAAGACAAACUUAAGAACAUCUAAUCAUACAUGAAAGAGAUGCCCUAUUUCCAAAACCUUAAGCCUUCACUACUUCAGAGAGCUAAUUAUGCUUCCAAAGUGAGAUGUCAUUCUUUUCAAAAGGUUAUACUUGAUGUUAUCAUGGUGAUUUGCUGACUAAAAUACUGCAGUUAUCACAAAAAGCUUAGGAAAAGAGGUUUAUCACGUGCAGACUUGCUAAAAAUGUUAAUGCCCCAAUGUCCAGGCA
Scatophagus argus is the source of this 2518-nucleotide messenger RNA. Its product is annotated as transmembrane protein 74. The coding region runs from base 510 to 1355 and encodes 281 amino acids. The transcript is spliced from 2 exons. NCBI's taxonomy places the organism in Eukaryota, Metazoa, Chordata, Actinopteri, Scatophagidae. The record is from RefSeq and is a predicted model, not a curated record.